AUGCGCAGAGGCCCUGUUUCUCGGUGUUUCCGUGUUGUUUCGUGUGUCAGCAGAUUGAGGCGGAUCAUCGCGGUUGAAAAGAGCCAAAGAAGAAGACAAGAGAUGAAGAGCAAAAUCAGCACCGCUCAAGUGAAUGUGAAGAGGCGGUCCUGGUCCUGGCAGCAGUACCUAACUGAGCAGAAGGCUGAAGCUGCUCCGCUCACAGUCUUUACAGAGUCCCAGUCCUUUCCCAGUAGGAAAACUGGUUUUAAAGUUGGGAUGAAGUUGGAAGGCAUUGACCCAAUGCAUCCCUCCAUGUUUUGCGUGGUGACAGUUGCAGAGGUGAUUGGCUGUCGGCUGCGUCUUCAUAUUGAUGGGUAUUCAGAGUGCUAUGACUUCUGGGUAAAUGCAGAUUCACCAGACAUUAGACCGGCAGGCUGGUGUAAAGAGCACAACCACAAACUUCACCCACCUAAAGGUCACAGUGAGACAGAGUUUGACUGGCAGCAGUACCUUCAGUCCACAGACGCUCAGUCUGCGCCACCAGCCCUGUUCACCUGUCGUACUGGAGGCUGCGGGUUCACGGUGGGGAUGAAGUUGGAGGCGGUCGACAGGAAGAACCCUGGACUCGUCUGCGUUGCCUCUGUAGCUGAUGUCAUCGAUGAGCGCUUCCUUGUUCACUUUGACAACUGGGACGACACAUAUGAUUACUGGUGUGACAGCAGCAGUCCAUACAUCCAUCCGGUGGGCUGGUGUCAAGAACAGGGACGACCUCUGACUGCACCGCAGGGUCACCCCAACCCUGAGAACUUUGUGUGGGAGGAGUACCUUCAAGAGACUACUGCUACUGCUGCUCCUAUUUCAGCCUUCACUCUGAGAGCACCACACGGUUUCCAGAUGAACCACAAACUGGAGAUGGUUGACAGGAGGAACCCUAUGUUGAUACGGGUUGCCACAGUAACAGACACAGAAGACUACAGGGUGAAGAUUCAUUAUGAUGGCUGGUCGACACAAUUUGAUGUGUGGUGUGACAGUGACCUCUGUGACCUGCAUCCUGUUGGCUGGUGUCAGCGCACCGGACACCCACUGGAACCCCCCCCAGGUUUGUCCCACCUGCCCUCCCCCUCUCAGGGAGUGUGUCCUACUGCAGGCUGCAGAGGAGUCGGACACAUUAAAGGAGCCAAAUACACUGGACACCACAGUGCCUUCGGCUGUCCAUAUUCUGACAUUAACAUGCGUAAGGAGAUGGUGCUUCCUGAUAGGCUGGGAGGAGAACGAGUCAUCACCCUCAUACCUGUCACCAUGCGUCAGCAUGACAACCAGUCACACAGCACAAGCUUUCACAAGACAGAGCCCAGAGAUGAGGAGCUCCUGGUUCCUCUUGGCAAGAGAAGAAGACUGACAGACAGGCCCACACAAAUGCCCCAGCAAACCACAUUCCUUCAUGUGAAACAGGAAGAGGAGGAGCCUCACCUCACAGCCCUCAGCCCAGAAUCCAGUCUGCAGGCCGCCCUCCACCAGUCUGUCUUCCUCUCGGCCAUGUCAGCACAGCCCACCCGCGACCUGUCGUUAUGCUGGGAGCAACACCGCAAAUUGUUGCCAGGGGUUGCAGGAGUGCACGCUGAGACUGUCCAACACUGGAGCGUCCAGCAGGUGUCAGAUUUCAUAGAGUCUCUCCCCGGCUGUGAGGAACAAGCAAAACAGUUCAGAGACGAGCAAAUUGAUGGACGGGCCUUCCUGCUGCUCACCCAGCGGGACAUCAUCCGGAUCAUGUCAAUCAAACUAGGUCCCGCCCUCAAGAUCUACAACUCCAUCCUGAUGUUCAAACACGCUGAGGACAGGAGUCGGUCACAUGCUAAGGAUAAGAGCCAGUCACACGUUGAGCAUACCGAUACCUGACACUCGCAGCUUGUAACUGACUAAAUCCAAACCUGAUAGACCCCAUCACCAUGGUCUCUACCCCUUCCUCUCUGAUCUGGACGGGCCAUGUUUUCCAUUCUGUUGUCACUUGAGUUGACAUGAAUUUGCAUGAAGUUCUGAUGUUACAAUGACCUUUCUGCUGCAGGUCAUUGUCAGUCGUGUGCUGUCAUCAAAUUCAGUUGAUGUCGUCAUUUUGUCAGUUUACGUCAGAACAGCUGAGCUUCAUUUAUUCAACUGGAGGCAAAGCUUUAAGUGGGGCUUCGGUCUUAUAUGAUCAGUGCUUUUCCUCAGCAGUGGAAGUUUUGCCAGGAACUGAACUGAUCGAGAUAUUUGAAACAAUUCAGCUUCAAAACUUAUGGAAAACUUAUAUCCAACAUUUUAAGAUAAUUUCUUCAUUUUAUUUUAUCUGUAAAUCAGUGCUGGGAAGUAGAUUCUCAGAGUUUCUUCUUUUAUCAUAUUUACAUGUAAAUAUGAUGAUCAGGGAAAAAAACAAACAAAUCACAAAUGUCAAAUUCAAAAAAAGCUCUUCAGAAUAUUAAAAACGACUGCAAUGCUAAAAGUCAAGUGCUUUUAUUUGUCCUGUAACUAAAUUAAUCAGGGUUUGUUUUUUUACUGUAAGGAACUGGUUCUGUGAAAAAUUGUCUCAUAAUGACAAAAAAAUCAGACAUCAUCUUCUGCCUUAACAGGAAGAAAUGCUAAAAAAAUGGCAUAAAUAAUUUCUUAUAUGAAGAAACAUCUUAAACAUUAGAAGAAAAGUCUGACAUUUAUCUGAAAACAUUUUAAGGUGCAGUCGUCUCACCCUGACAUGUUCACUGAAAAUGUUUUCAUAAUUUAGAAAGUCUUACAACCAUGAAGACCAAUCUCCUGAUUAUAUGAACAUAUGUAAUCAAUCCAUAAUUGUAAUUUCUAGUCUCAGAAAAUUACAGUAUUAUGAGAAAAGUCUCGUGAUUACAGAAGAUUACAGAAUUAAAAUUUCAAGCAAGUCUAGACAUUAUAAACAAAUUGCAAAUGUUUGUAUAUUUGCAUCUGUCUCUAUUUACAGGAAAAUACACAAGCAAAAAACAGUAUUACACAAAAUUCAUAAUUACAAUUAAAUGUCCCAAAAUUAAACUGGCAACAUUAAGAGACAUUAUCUGUGGUGAUAUUGCCAUAUAUAGAUGUCCAAAACUGGGCAACUGUCAUCUCUGUGGCUGAAGAGCAUUACAGACCAAAGGAAAACGUGUACAUUGGAUUUUGGGGUGAAUUUGAUUCACAACCUGCUUGUGAUGUUUUUUGACUCCACAGUGUGUUAAUGAGAUGCAACACUAUGCUGGGAUGAACCAGACAUCAUCUUCUGCCAUGUCACUGUUUCAGUUUUUCAUUAAGGUCUCAUCACCAGGUUUCUAACCUCCUCCCGUGCCCUCUGCUCCCAAACACACCACUCUGUUCAUUUCAUUUCAUUUCGCAGACUUUUAGCAGUCCCGUUAUCCCGCCUCCUCUGCUGGGAUCUGUCAGGUUGUGGAAAUGUGUAAU
Molecule: messenger RNA, 3411 nt
Organism: Archocentrus centrarchus (flier cichlid)
Lineage: Eukaryota; Metazoa; Chordata; Actinopteri; Cichliformes; Cichlidae
Gene: l3mbtl4
Product: L3MBTL histone methyl-lysine binding protein 4
Biological process (GO): negative regulation of DNA-templated transcription
Cellular component (GO): nucleus
Molecular function (GO): chromatin binding; histone binding; zinc ion binding
Source: RefSeq, a predicted model, not a curated record